AUGUCGUCUUUUGAAUUACUUUUAGUUAGUAUUAUCUUUAAUUGUAUUCUACUCAAAGCAGAAUCGGCGGCCUUGAUAGGUGAAAACAUUGCGAACAUGGCGUCAGUGGAUUAUGCAAAUGUUGAAUUUAAAGAAAAACCUUUUUACACACCGCCUUUAGAAGAAGUAGUAGAUGUUCUUUCACGUGGAUUGCCGUCCACGUUUGAAUAUGUAAAGGUGACGGCAGAAGACAGUCCCGAUCUCACGCAGCCGCCAUUCAAUCUCACAGCGCCUGGUCUGACUGGCGACGUCAAGCUGAUAGAGCUGGGGGGUCCCCCGUACCUGGUGCCGCUGGUGCAGCGCGACAAGGUGUACGACCUGGCGGCUCUGCUGCGGCACCUGGGCCGGGACCCUGCGUUGCUGGCGGGCGCGGGCGCGGGCCCCUGGCAGUACGUCGGAGUCAACUGUGAGGGUAUAAUAAAUAUGUUCGCGGAGAAAGGCGUGGUGGAGCAGGGCACGCGCGUAGUGUCGGUGUCGCCGGUGGGCGCGCCCAAGGGCAGCAGCGGCUACCUGCAGCAGCGCCUGCCCGGCACCGAGACGCGCGUCGCGCUCAUGGGCAACUACCUGCUGUCUGCGGGGAAACCUGGCAAGGUUAUUAAAGUAGUGGCUAAAAAUAGAAUUGGAGAGUCUAAUUUCAUCACCGCCAUCAGAGAAACGCUGCAAAAACAUUAUGGAGAGAAAGUUGUUGGGCUGGGCGGUGCCUUUCUGCUGGUCGACGGCAAGGUGAAGCACCACGUGAUGCCGGACUUCUCCGAGCGCGCGCUCUGCAGCGACAGCGACGUGGACGGCUGGCUGCACUACUUCGAGAUGCGCGCGCCCAUCGUGCACCUCGGCACGCUCGUCACCGGCGACUUGGGGCUGGACCUGCGCGUGCAGCACUUCCACGGCUACAGCGCGCACGGCGACGGCGGCCACUACCACUACGACACCACGCCGCGCGACGCGCACUACGAGGGGUACUUCGCGCUCGCCUCCGCCGUCGUGCGCAUCGACCCGCCCAAGGAGACGCACGGCCUCGGACGAGAC
Molecule: messenger RNA, 1065 nt
Organism: Brenthis ino (lesser marbled fritillary)
Lineage: Eukaryota; Metazoa; Arthropoda; Insecta; Lepidoptera; Nymphalidae
Source: the annotation of a GenBank genome assembly